Molecule: messenger RNA, 1219 nt
Organism: Hibiscus syriacus
Lineage: Eukaryota; Viridiplantae; Streptophyta; Magnoliopsida; Malvales; Malvaceae
Exons: 10
Coding region: 55-1125 (356 amino acids)
Cellular component (GO): chloroplast
Source: RefSeq, a predicted model, not a curated record
UAAAUAUCUGUGCUCCGAAUCUUCCUCCAGAAAUUGAAUUGUUGCUAAGGAAAGAUGAUGGCUUAUUCUUCAGCACCUCCCCUCUCUUCUUUGUUUUCCUCAAACACAAUCAACAACCCUCCAUCUCCAACUGCUUCGUUUCCAGUUUCAAAGCUGCUUUUCUCAUCUUUGUCCCCGAAGUUUUCGAGAAAAAAGAAAUGGGUCUCACGCAGAAACAGAUUUUAUCUGGCCAAACCACCUGAACAUGAUUUGGUAGACACGAGGCAGCCAUCCCCACAAGUUUCUACACAAAGUGCUGGCGAUGAUGAUGCCAAUCCAUCCACCAGUUUCUUAUCUAUACUUUGUCCUCUUCUCAGAUUAUUCUCUGGAGGAGAUCCCUCCCAAGAACGGAAUCAUGCUCUGGAGGUAGCAACAUCUUCCUUAUCCACAUUGGCAAGAUUUCCAUGGGGAUCAAAAUCACUAUUGGAGGGCAUAGAGAGCGAAGAUAUAACCGUUUCUGAUCCUUCAACUCAUCUACAACUCUUUGAAUUUGAAGCAUGCCCCUUUUGCAGAAGGGUUCGAGAAGCAUUGACAGAGCUGGAUCUUUCUGUAGAAGUCUAUCCCUGUCCAAAAGGUUCUUUAAGACAUAGAGAAAUGGUUAGAAGCUUUGGUGGAAAAGAGCAGUUUCCCUUCCUCAUCGACCCGAGUGCUGGGAUAUCAAUGUAUGAAAGUGGUGAUAUAGUCAAAUACCUAUUCAAGACCUAUGGUAAAGGGAGAAGCCCCUCGACAGAUCUUUUAGAAAGCACAUUGUUCACCGGAUGGAUGCCAACAAUUCUUCGAGCAGGCCGAGGAAUGAUGCUAUGGGAUAAGGCAAGGAAAGACCCACCGCCAAGAAAGCUUGAACUUUUCUCAUAUGAGAAUGAUCCGUAUUCACGAAUUGUACGAGAGGCACUUUGUGAACUUGAACUUCCUUACAUCCUUCAAAACGUGGGAGAAGGGUCUCGACGGACUAAAUUACUCCUCGAGGCAUCUGGAUCCAAACAGGUUCCAUAUAUAAUCGAUCCGAAUACGAAUACUCAAUUUGGAGAUUACAAGAAAAUACUGUCAUAUUUGUUCAAUACAUAUUCUUCAGCAGCCACAGUAUAGGUUUUUGACAUUUAAGUUCUAAUCUACUUUCAUCUCUGUCGUGUUAAAAACAGCCUCAGACACAGUACUAGCAAUUGAAACUGUUGUUUUUUUU